UUCAACUGAUCUUACAAACGUGCAUAGAUUGCGCUGGUUUCGAGUUUCCUAGCUAAGUUCCUGGCCGUCGCAUUUGCGCCGUUCCGGUGAGUGUGUUUCCCAGGUUCUCCCGCCGGACGCUUCCUCCUCGGUGCGCCCUAAACGCACUCGCCUGCGGGAUGUUUCCCAGAGUUCCGAGACGGCGAAGACCACGAUCGAGAUCGCGGCUGUGACGAGGAAGAUGUCCGACAGCAGGACUCUCUCGAGGCGGACCAGCAGCGGUGCGUUGUCGAUGCUGCCCGACGGCCCAGAGCGCACGCUUCGAUUCUGCAAGUACACUAGCAGGCAGCAUAGCAGCGUCGACGUGAUCGCAAAUGAGAUGGCAAUGGUCGUGAGCAGUUUCUUUGCGAGGCGGCAGAGCAGGAGAGAAGACCGGGUGCAGGAGAUCGCGGAGUGCGUCGAUUCCAUGUGCGUAAGGGGGCCCAGAGUCGGUCGCUGAACGGUCGAUCUGGUCACGGUAGCGCGGGGUGUCAUCACGCAGUGCAGCAAGAGAUGGCGUUUGGAGUACUCGCUGGUCAUCCACAGGAGGGCACGGCCUGCGAGGCGGUCGGAAAAACGACUGUCUGGAUGUCAGCCGAGUGGCACGCCAAGCUCGAUCUGUCUGCUGCGCCGGAUGCGGCGGACCCUUCUGCUAGUGCUUGUCCGCGUGACCCGGCCCGGUGCAAGUGCUGCGACGUCGCUGGUAGUAGGUCUCAUGCACUCUCGACGAGAGAAUGUGGGCAGCAGGUGGGGUUGGAGAGUGUGUGCACACGUAAUCACGCUCUGCAGUUAGACCCUGCGACUCGGACGGGGAAACAUGCGCUAGUUAGGCUGCGCUGGUCCGUAUUUCUCGACGUGGCUUUAGGAGCGUCGGCCUCUGCGCGCGUUAAGAUAUGCCCAUAUUGGUGGGCUGGGUGCUUAUUCCCAGUUGAGGCCGCAUGUUUCUAGCACCCAUUAUGAUCACGAGUCCCAGAGGACGAUGAUGUCCACGCCCCAGAUUAGACGAUGCUUACCUCAGCCCGCUGAUAAUCGGAAGAUCUUCCUGGCGUGGCAGUGCGAUAAAGGAUCCUGAACCGCCACAGCCUGACAUGCCUGGUCAACACAUUGUUUCGUGUGGUAAGACUGACGAGGCACAGUCUGUCGUAACCGCGCCAGUGCCUAUUUUUGGAGGUUCUAGAACCUCUUCUCCUGAAAGUCUGGGAAAGCAUCUUCGGGACAACACGAGCCCGCGAAAGGCACAGGGAAGCUGCCAUAGAUUCGGAAUCGCUCUAGUCCUCGUUUCAUCGGCCGAAAACAUGCAUUAGGCAAUGCAACUCGAAUGGGGCAGCGAGAUUCGUCUGACGCUGGCCAGAUGUCCCUACUUCAAGGAACCGAGAGUCCUCACUCCGACGACGCGCGCCAUUGGAUCGCAGCUUCUUCGAUGUGAACCGUCCGCGGAGACUAGCGCCAAAUGAAUGUUCUAUCGAUUUUUGGCUGGGAACUCAACACUGGCUUUAGGAGGCCAACAAAAAGAUGCGACGAUGGAGAAGCUCGAGGCUUGGACUGGGCGAAUAGUCCCCUCUUUGAACGGAGAUUCCACGCCGCGAGCUCUGUUACUAGCGUGGAUGGGCG
Molecule: messenger RNA, 1629 nt
Organism: Mycena citricolor
Lineage: Eukaryota; Fungi; Basidiomycota; Agaricomycetes; Agaricales; Mycenaceae
Source: the annotation of a GenBank genome assembly